Limanda limanda (common dab) is the source of this 1776-nucleotide messenger RNA. It is a transcript of the gene f9a, whose product is annotated as coagulation factor IXa. Gene Ontology annotation, molecular function: serine-type endopeptidase activity; calcium ion binding. The record is from RefSeq and is a predicted model, not a curated record. The transcript has 8 exons. Gene Ontology annotation, biological process: proteolysis; blood coagulation. Bases 41 to 1681 code for a protein of 546 amino acids. Gene Ontology annotation, cellular component: extracellular region. NCBI's taxonomy places the organism in Eukaryota, Metazoa, Chordata, Actinopteri, Pleuronectiformes, Pleuronectidae.
UUUGGAGUGUGUGUCUGUGGAGACAUCGCUGCAGUUUGGAAUGGAGCUGGUAUCUGUGCUGUGUUUGUCUCUGCUGGGCUUCCAGCUGGGCUCUGGAGCUCCAGCCCCGGCUCCGGCCCCGGCUCCAGCCUCGGACUCGGUGUUUCUCUCAGGUCAGGCAGCCGACAGCGUUCUGCGGCGGCACAAGCGCUACAACACGGGCAUGUUUGAGGAAUGGCUGGAAGGAAACCUGGAGAGAGAGUGUAUCGAGGAAAAGUGUGUCUUGGAGGAGGCCAGGGAGUUCUUUGAGAAUGAUCAGAAGACGAUGGAAUUCUGGUCAAGAUAUGUAGAUGGAAAUCAGUGUAACUCAAGUCCAUGUCUCAACCAGGGCUCGUGCAUAGACCUUCGGGACUCCUUCACAUGCAUGUGUGAGAACGGCUUCACCGGCAGGAGAUGUGAGAUCGCUCUUUUGAAAAGAUGUGACGUGAACAACGGAGACUGUCAGCAUUUCUGUGAGGCGAUGGGAACCUUUGGAGCUAAAUGUUCCUGCGCCACAGGAUACAGGCUGAUGGAGGACGGAGUCAAAUGUGAACCACAAGUUGAAUUCCCGUGUGGCAGAACGGCCCAUAAGCCAGUGAGCUCAGUAUCCAAGAGGUCUCUGCCCGGCCGUGAGAACACAAGCCUGGAGAAAAGCCCGUCCCUGACCCACAACGUUACCACCACGUCCCCUCCCUCCUCUCCAGCCAGCACCACAGAGUCUCCUCCAGCCAGCACCACAGAGUCUCUUCCAGCCAGCACCACAGAGUCUCCUCCAGCCAGCACCACAGAGUCUCUUCCAGCUACAAAUGAUUCUGCAGAAUAUCCAGGCAGAAAGAGGCUUCCUCUGUGGGUGUACCUGGAGGCCGAGGGCUCCACUGAGGAGCAGCCUCGUCCUGUGAAACGCAUCGUAGGUGGCAAGAUGGUCACUCCCGGAGAGAUCCCGUGGCAGGUGGCCUUGGUGUUUCAUUCCAGUGGGGAGCUAUUCUGUGGAGGCUCCAUCCUCAGUGAGAGUUGGGUUGUGACUGCUGCUCACUGCCUGGCGGAGGUGCACAGCCCCUUCUUUGUCAGAGUUGGAGAGUACAACAUCUACAUCAAUGACACCACGGAGCAGGACUAUGAAGUGCUGAGUCAGCACACACACCCGCGUUACAACGCCAGCGUGAGCCUGUACAACCACGACAUCGCCCUCCUGUACCUCAGCUCCCCCAUCUCCUUCUCCAAGACGGUGAGGCCCAUCUGCAUCGGGCCCACGGCGUUCACAGAGGCCCUCGUGAAGGACUCCUCCCCGGCCACAGUCAGCGGCUGGGGCCGGACGCGCUUCCUCGGGGUCUCGGCCGACACCCUGCAGAAGGUGGAGGUUCCCUUCGUGGACCGGACAGAGUGUAAGCGCAGCAGCAGCACCAGGAUCACUCCUGUCAUGUUCUGUGCAGGAUACGACGAGGACGCCAGAGACGCCUGUCAGGGCGACAGCGGAGGCCCUCAUGCAAACAAACGGGAUGACACAUGGUUCCUGACAGGCAUCGUGAGCUGGGGGGAGGAAUGUGCCAAGGAAGGGAAAUACGGAGUGUACACCCGGGUGUCACUUUACUACCGCUGGAUGAACCACGUCAUGGGGUUAGCUAAACACAGGAUGGCGUUUGAUGUGGAAGAUCUUGACCUUUAAAAAUACUGGUUUACAAAAGUGUGUAUAAAAUGAGUUUCUUCUCGCAGGACGUUCAGAUAUUGAAGUUUGCAAUAAACUGCAUAUUGUUUGAAUUA